AUGGCUAGUUCUCAUCACGAGGAAGAAGGUCACAGUCAGGUUGCGAAUAUAAUUCCCUGGGAUCCGAACGCAAGCUACUUUCCAUCUCGCAAAGAGCUUCCACCGAUCCCAGGAGCACCUCCCGGAGCCGCUUGGUUCUGGGGAUCCGAUGAUAAUAUCGGAAGAUUGAAUCUCCUUACCCCAAGGCGGAUAAAGGCGGCAGCAGAACAAAUUGAAACGGGAGACUUGGUGCCUCUAGAGUCAGUAAAAACCCGCCCCUUUCGCCUCUGUAAUAACGAUGCAACUCAUAUGGUGCGGGCGAUUCUCAUUAUUCUUCUUAGUCUUCCGCUCAGUUUUCCAGAUACCCCUUCCUUUGACCGAGAACCGUUUCAACACUCCAUCAAAGAGGUAGCAGAAGGGACUGUGUUUGAUGAUAUGUAUACCCUCAAUACUCAGAGCGGCACACAAUGGGACGGAUUCCGCCAUUUUGCACAUUUGCCUACAAAGGUUUUUUACAACGGGACCAGAAAAGAAGACAUAGUCGGUCCAAAAGCCAACCACAAGUGCAGCAUCCACCAUUGGGCAGCACAUGGAAUUGCUGGCCGAGGCAUCCUUCUCGACUAUAGGCGCUAUGCCAAGAUGAAAAAUCUGUCGUUUGAUCCUUUUGAGCGCUAUUCCAUCAGUUUAGAUGAAUUGCGCAAAUGUGCCGCCAUACAGGGCAUUGAUAUUCGGCCGGAGACAGAAGGAGGCCAUAUCAAAGUUGGCGACAUUCUCUUGAUCCGGUCUGGCUUCGUUGAGCGAUACCAUUAUGCCACGGCCAUAGAGAGGAAAGAGGCAGCAACACGGCCACCACAAAAGAUGGAAUGGGCGGGCGUCAAGCAAGAGAAAGCGAUGGUUGACUGGCUUCACGACUGCUACUUUGCUGCGGUUGUGGGUGACGCACCGACAUUUGAAGCAUGGCCAUCGCAGGACAUUUAUCACUUACAUGAACAUUUAUUGGCAUUGUGGGGAGUUCCUAUCGGAGAGAUGUGGGACCUCGAGCGUCUUUCAUCAAUGUGUGAAAAACAUCAGCGGUGGACCUUUUUCCUCACCAGUGCACCAGCCAACGUCUAUGGAGGCGUAGGGUCACAUGCCAAUGCAACGGCUAUAUUUUGA
Penicillium maclennaniae is the source of this 1134-nucleotide messenger RNA. RefSeq lists its product as uncharacterized. The record is from RefSeq and is a predicted model, not a curated record. Gene Ontology annotation, molecular function: arylformamidase activity. The transcript is spliced from 5 exons. Lineage: Eukaryota; Fungi; Ascomycota; Eurotiomycetes; Eurotiales; Aspergillaceae. Bases 1 to 1134 code for a protein of 377 amino acids.